AGGAGGAUGAGCUGGCUCUUUCCCCUGGCCAAGAGCGCGUCGUCCUCCGCCGCCGCCGGGUCCCCCGCCGGCCUCACCAGUCUCCAGCAGCAGAAGCAGCGGCUGAUCGAGUCGCUCCGGAACUCCCAUGCCAGUAUAGCUGAAAUACAAAAAGAUGUAGAAUACAGAUUGCCAUUCACAGUAAACAACCUGACAAUUAACAUUAAUAUAUUACUUCCGCCACAGUUUCCUCAGGAAAAACCAGUGAUUAGUGUUUAUCCACCAAUAAGACAUCACUUAAUGGAUAAUCAAGGACUAUAUGUUACCUCUCCAUUAGUAAACAAUUUUACCAUGCACUCAGAUCUUGGAAAAAUUAUUCAAAGUCUUUUGGAUGAGUUCUGGAAGAAUCCUCCAGUUUUAGCUCCUACUUCAACAGCAUUUCCAUACCUAUAUAGUAAUCCAGGUGGGAUGCCUCCUUACCCUUCUCAAGGUUUUCCAUUUCUUCCUCCGUAUCCUCCACAAGAAGCUAACAGGAGUAUCACAUCUUUGUCUGUAGCUGACACUGUUUCUUCUUCAACCACAAGUUAUACCACAGCCAAGCCAGUGGCUCCUUCAUUUGGCAUCCUUUCCAGUCUGCCGCUACCUGUUCCCACGACAGAAUCUUCAGCACAGAUUAACCAAAAUGGUUUUGGUUAUAAGAUGCCGGAUAUCCCUGAUGCAUUUCCAGAACUUUCAGAACUAAGUGUCUCGCAGCUCACAGACAUGAAUGAACAAGAGGAGGUGUUACUAGAACAGUUCCUGAUGUUGCCUCAACUAAAGCAAAUUAUUACUGACAAGGAAGACCUAGUAAAAAGUAUCGAGGACUUAGCAAGAAAUAAUCUCCUUUUGGAGCAUACCUUGGAAACCAAAAGGCAAACUGUUUUAGAUAAGUAUGAAUUACUUAUCCAAAUGAAAUCUACCUUUGAAAAGAAGAUGCAAAGACAGCAUGAACUCAGUGAGAGUUGUAGUGCAAGUGCCCUACAGGCAAGAUUGAAAGUAGCUGCACAUGAAGCUGAGGAAGAGUCUGAUAAUAUUGCUGAAGAUUUCUUGGAGGGAAAAACUGAAAUAGAUGAUUUUCUCAGUAGCUUCAAGGAAAAGAGAACAGUAUGUAAUACUCUUCAGUUGAGGAUGAGUGACAACAUAAUAUCAAAUUUUUUAAGUAUGUUCAUGGGUAAAAUAGCACAUAACCAAGCUGGAAUGCUGAGUAUUGAGCGGACUCUGAAAAGCUUCUUUUCUUUAGGGAAGGAUAGUAGUCUGCUACUGUUGCUUUAAACCUGUUAGUUAGGAGUACACGACCAAGGAAUUUAAUGAUAGUGUCUGUAUCAUUGUGUAGGAGCUGGUAAACCAGCUUAGUUUGAUCAGCUUAACAGCUUUAAUA
This is a messenger RNA of Peromyscus maniculatus bairdii (prairie deer mouse), 1396 nucleotides long. NCBI's taxonomy places the organism in Eukaryota, Metazoa, Chordata, Mammalia, Rodentia, Cricetidae. The record is from RefSeq and is a predicted model, not a curated record.